AUGGCAAUCCCGGCCGCUAGUACCUUAGUGUUGGUGAUUGUCGGUGUGACCAUCGGGUCAGCUGUCCUCGCUACCAUCAUCACCGUUAGCAUAUCCAUUACAGCAAAAAACCUUGCGACAACUAAUGCAACCACAAUAGCAGCUAAUGCAACCACAGCAACUGGAGCAGUCACAGCAGCCACUGCAGCUACUGCUGCAGCUACCACAGCAACAACUGCUACAGCCACUACAGGUUAUUCUAUCAAUUUAGUCGUUUUUGUUGACCCGUCCUACUUCCACAAAACACUGAAUGCUCCAGUAGCAAAAUCAAAACAAAAAUGUUACAUCAAAUCUAUGAUCGAUGUAAAAACCAAAAAAUUCUCCUCUAUCAAAAGUUUCCAAGCGUAG
Messenger RNA from Helobdella robusta, 387 nucleotides. RefSeq lists its product as hypothetical. Bases 1 to 387 code for a protein of 128 amino acids. The transcript has 4 exons. NCBI's taxonomy places the organism in Eukaryota, Metazoa, Annelida, Clitellata, Rhynchobdellida, Glossiphoniidae. The record is from RefSeq and is a predicted model, not a curated record.